Nematocida major is the source of this 852-nucleotide messenger RNA. RefSeq names its product ubiquilin. Gene Ontology annotation, molecular function: polyubiquitin modification-dependent protein binding. Lineage: Eukaryota; Fungi; Microsporidia. The record is from RefSeq and is a predicted model, not a curated record. The transcript has a single exon. Gene Ontology annotation, biological process: ubiquitin-dependent protein catabolic process. Gene Ontology annotation, cellular component: cytosol. Bases 1 to 852 code for a protein of 283 amino acids.
AUGUACAGGGUAAGAGUGAAGUAUUUGCAUGAGGAGAUUGAAAUAGAAGUAUCAGGCGAGGAAACAAUUGAAGUGUUCAAGCAGAAAAUAGAAAACAGCUUGAAUAUUGAACACGAUAAAAUAAGAUUGACUCUAAAGGGCAGCAUUCUGGCAGACUCCUCCAAAACAAUGAGCGAAAUAGGCACGCAGGAGGACUCUGUGUUCUACGCCAGCAAAGCCGAGAAAGUGUCCGGGCCCUCAGAGAUAAGCGGGGAAGUCUACAGCAAGAAGGAGGCGCCAACAGGAAACCUUCUGAAAAAAGACCCUGAGAUGAAGAAAAUACUGAACAACCCAGACGUAAUGAAGGGUCUUCUGGAGAUGCUUCCGGAGCUGAAGAACGAAAACCCAGAGCUGAAGAAGCUAAUGGAAAGUUCGGAAAUGCUGGAGCAAAUGUCAAAAAUAGCAGAUGAUCCGGAGUACAUGACAGCGCAAAUGAAGAAUUUGGACAUUGCCAUGGCCAAGCUGGAGACAAUUCCCGGAGGGUUCAACAUGCUCAGGAACAUGCUGAAGACGCAAAAAGACCCCGGAGCCGCGCUUAUGGAAGAGAGAGACAGGACCAGCUUUAAGGAAGGCAGCAGAAAUGCCUCGCCCUCCAACCAGCCAGUGCCUAAUCCAUGGAGCAAGUACAACUUCAACCCAAUACUUGAGUAUAGGAAGCAGGUGGAGUACAUGAAGGAGUGCGGGUUUACAGACGUAGGGUCAAACAUACGCCUGCUAAUAAAGCACCAGGGAGACGUGGACAAUGCCAUAAGCGAAAUAACCUCGAACAGCACAAUGAACUCGCCUUUGCCAGACCACAAGUCAAGCACAUAG